This is a messenger RNA of Argentina anserina (silverweed cinquefoil), 1509 nucleotides long. Its product is annotated as disease resistance protein RPV1-like. Lineage: Eukaryota; Viridiplantae; Streptophyta; Magnoliopsida; Rosales; Rosaceae. Gene Ontology annotation, biological process: defense response; signal transduction. Bases 1 to 1509 code for a protein of 502 amino acids. The transcript has 5 exons. The record is from RefSeq and is a predicted model, not a curated record.
AUGUCAACUGUAACAGCAUCGUCGUUUUCCUUCUAUUCGUCAGCAACAAGGCGCAGGCACGACGUGUUCUUAAGCUUCAGAGGCCCAGACACCCGCGACAACGUCACAAAGGACCUCCACAUAGCCCUAGUCGACGCCGGAGUUCCCACAUUCAAAGACGAUGUCAAUCUUCAAAAGGGGAGUGAGAUCUCUUCUGAUCUGCUCAAGGCCAUACAGAUGUCAAGAAUCGCCAUCAUUGUGUUUUCCAAAACCUACGCGAGCUCCAGGUGGUGUCUGGAUGAGUUGGUCAAGAUUGUAGAGUGCAACAGGGAAGCGGGUCAGAUCAUUAUGCCCAUUUUCUGCGAUGUGGAUCCUUCUGAUGUGCAGCAGCAGAUGGGUACAUUUUCAGCGGCACUUGAUGUGCAUGAAAGGAAAGGCAGAACAAAAGACAAGCUGGAGGCUUGGAGGACUUCGUUGACUGAAGCUGCUAGUCAGCCUUAUGGUUUUGACAUGCAGGAUGCUGCUACUUGGCUUCAAUCGAAGUUCAUAAAGGAAAUUGUGAAGCAUGUUAUGAGUAGAUAUCAAGAAGCGCACUUGAGUGUUACCAUUUUUCCACCGAGAUUGGAUGCUGGUAUAGAAUACAUGAAUUCUUUGUUAGGUGUAAUAUCAGAUGACAUUCUCAUUAUAGGCAUCUGUGGAAUUGAAAGAACUGAUUUGGCACAAGAUGCAUAUGACCAGAAUUUCCAUAGGUUUGAAGGCAGCAGUUUUAUAAGAGAUGUGAACAAGAUGGCAGAACAACUGAAUGGACUAGUUGCAUUGCAAAAGCGGCUCCUUUCAGAUAUCCUGGGGGUAGACAAUGUAGAAACAAGUGAUGUCAAGGAAGGGACUGAGUUGAUUAGAGAUGUAGCUAGCAGAAAAAGAAUGCUUAUCAUUCUUGAUAAUGUGAAUAAACUAGACCAGUUAAAUGCGCUUGCUAGGAGCCGGGAAUGGUUUGGUUCAGGAAGCAGAAUAGUGAUAACUACUGGAGAUCCUCAGCUGCUUAGUGUACUUGAAGUCGAUAAUGUAAAUGGUAAACAAGGCAUAGAGGUUAUUGAAACGCAGUUUCCGCAGAACCUUCAGAUGAUUAGAGACCUGGAGGAGCCUAUCAAAAUGUCAUAUGUUCAGGCUCAUGAUACAGAAAGUGAUCUUAUUGCUGAAAUAGAAGCAAUACAGAGGAUAAACAACAAUCAGGCGCAACUUAUAGCAGAGUUGCAGAAAAAUCCAACCUCAAGUUUCCCCUUGUAUGCAUUUGACUCAACAACAGAUCUCCUACUCGAUGGAGAAGGACCAACAAAAAAUCAAGGAUCUGACAAUUGCAGAACCCUGCUCAGUAUUUAUCCUGAAAAUGAGAUGAUAAUUGGGGAUGCGACCCUUAAUGAUCAGCUAAAGGCAAAGAUGCAGUUUCUGAAUGUUGCACUCAAGGAUUUUAAUAUGGCAGCAAGCACUGAAUCAUCCAGCAAGCCAUUAGGGAAAAAGCCCAAACGUUUGUGA